Pangasianodon hypophthalmus (striped catfish) is the source of this 5373-nucleotide messenger RNA. RefSeq names its product lebercilin LCA5 (gene lca5). The coding region runs from base 395 to 2635 and encodes 746 amino acids. The transcript has 9 exons. Lineage: Eukaryota; Metazoa; Chordata; Actinopteri; Siluriformes; Pangasiidae. Gene Ontology annotation, biological process: intraciliary transport. Gene Ontology annotation, cellular component: axoneme. The record is from RefSeq and is a predicted model, not a curated record.
CGUCACUAUGCCACCGUUACAGCAGAAGGCAGCGCGUGGGAGCUUUAUAAAUAUCUCUCUCCCACUUUUCUCGGUUUAGUGAUAGAUCCCGCUGAAGUGAGGCUGCUGUCACACUGACUGACAUUCAGUAGGUGUUAAUGUAAGGUCUCAGUUUAGUUAGGAGAUAAAUUACCGCCUCCGAGCUGUGUGUUUUUUUUUCUUCUUCAGUUUGAGAGAAGCUUCGGUUAAGCUAGACGCGUUUAAAAAUAAUCCAAGCUAGCAGGCUGAUUAGCUCUGUGUAUCAUCCACGUACUGGGGGAAAUACACACGGAUUCCUGAAGAAACCGUUUUCCCACAGAUUGUCUUCGAAAACCCCUUGAUGAGCAACUGAUAAGCUGACUCAGCUCGGACAGCGAUGGAUUCUUAUGACGUUGAGGAUAACCGUAUGAGGGAAUCGGAACAGAGUGUCCGAGCGUCCCGCUACAGUGACUCGAAAGACUCGGCUUUGUCAGGAAAACGGAACGGGAAACUCCGUGAGGAUAACGAGAGCUCGACAGGGAAUCGAGCCCGGACCAGGACACGAGAGCGGAACAGGGAUCCCGAUAAAGAUCGGAUCUCUGAUGGAGACCACAGCAGUGUCUCGUCCUACUCAGACGAUUACGAGAACGCCUCGCUGUCUGACAGGUCCUUCUCACCGCGGUCUCCUUCUCCAUCACCACACAGAGGAGCGAAGACACAGAGAGCCUCAAUACACUCAACAGGAGAGCGUAAGGGUGUACCUCGGCGUCCGGGUCCCCUUUCCCUACCCCCUCAGCAGCGCUCCGGCGGUCUGCGCUCUCAGAGCCUCGGUAAAGAUGCUCCUCCUAAAGACCUGGACCUGGUCACCAAGCGGCUGCUGUCUGCCCGCCUGCUGAAGAUCAGCGAGUUAAAGAACGCACUGGCUGAGCUGCAGCUGCGCACCGACGAGCUACAGCGAGAAAACCGUCUACUCAAGCAGCUUCAGCUGCGCCACGAGAAGGCCCUACACCGCUACAGCGACACGGAGAGCGAGAUCUCACAGCUCAUCUCGCGCCACAACAACGAGACGCACACUUUACGAGAGAGGCUGCGGCGCAGUCAAGAGAAGGAGCGUAUGGCUGAGCGCCGCUGCACGGAGGCAGAUUCGCAGCUCCAGCGCUGCCGAGACCAGCUGCACAAACUGCAGCAGCUCGCAGACGACCAGCGUCUCGGAGAAAGAGACGAGCUGGCACGCAAGCUCGCACACGCACAGGUCAAAGCACAGGAAAGUGAGCGCCGAGUGAAGGAAUUGGAGAAGAACAUGGAGUUGAGUACAGGGAGCUUUCAGAGGCAGUUGGUGAGCGAGCGGAAGAAAACCCAUGAUGCCCUACAGGAAAUCCAAACACUACGAGAGGAAAUGGGCAAGCUAAGUGCCAAACUAAAGGAGAGAGAACGGGAGCUGGACACUAGGAACAUUUACGCUAAUCGAAUGCUGAGAGGGGCUUCAAAGAAAGAUUUAGAAGAUUCCACCAGGAGGAAAGGUGCCAGUAGAAGCAGCAGUAAAGCAGUGCAGACUGAAGACAGGAAGCUCUCUCCAGACUUCCCCUCUCCUCCUCCUGCUGUCACUAAUGGCAGUGAGUUUUCCUGCGAUGACCAGACGGAUGACUACCUGUCUCUGAAGGAGCGGCACAGCAGUGAGCAGAGACAGACGGAAGCAGAAGAGCAAAGGAUUCAGGAGACGGCAAGAGAGCAGGAGGAAGAAAGAGCACGGGGGAUGGAGAUGGAGGAACAGGAGAGAGAGAAAGACAGACUUAGGGAAAGAGAGAGAGAAACUGAAAAAGAGAAAGAGAAGGUGCAGAAGCAGAGAAUAAAUUUUGAGUUCGACCUGAAUGAAGAGAAAGGGACGAGGCAAAGAGAUGGGUGGGACCGAGAUGAAGAGGACAGGAAGCGGCGAAGUGAGUGGCAGAAUGAGGAAGAGAAAGGUAAAGAUGAAGAGCCACGCUUGAGCGAGGAGGAGAUCCAGGCCAAUCAGGUGCGUGCAGAAGAAGAACGCAGACGCAAAGACCACCUUUUGGCCAAAAUGCGUGAGAUUGACAUGCAAGCUCAGGCACAGGACUCCGGCUUCUUCCAUGAUGAAACAGGAAGCGCUCGCACUCCUCCUCGGAAUCAGAGCACCUCCAUCUUCGGCUUCGCAGAACCUCACGAGUAUCUGAGCACACCCAAGACCGGGAAAAUGGGCGGAGCUCUGAGAUCACAGAAAACCAAUCAGGAUCUUGAUCUCACCUUUGGCAGCUAUGCUCCAUCAUUUGGUAAACCCGCUCCUCGAGCAGGUCUCGGACACCGGAGCCCGAGCCAGACUGUGGACCAGGCAUCAGGAGACGAGAAUGGAGGGAUGGACCUUAGUGGGCUUGCGAAGGAGAAGAAGUCCAACCUCAUGCAGCAGCUGUUCGGGUCUGCAGCCUUGUCUGUGCCACCUGAGUUACCCAGCAAGAUGGAGCUCCUGAGUUCUCCCAGCACAAUAUCUUCAUCAAGUGGACGCAGAAGAGACGCAGAGACGCCCAACAGGCUGAAAAGGACCACGCUGCACGUCUCCGAGAGUGGUCCAGCUGUUAGGGCCAUUACGACACUCGACGAUGACAUUGAGGAAGUCACGCUAUGAAGAAGCAUCUCAUUGAGAUCGUUCAUUUUCUGAAAUACAGAGAGAAUGAGGAAGUUUCCCUACUUUUAUAGACAAAGUUGAUUCUUUUUUUUAAAUGAAAACCAAGCUCAGGUUGUUCCAAGCUGCAGAGUCAGAUUCCUGGCAGUCACUGAAAUAAACUGCAAUGAUAUUUAAUCUUUACACCUGGUAAAUUUCCAUAGCCUCCAUUUUCAUUUCAAACAGAAAUGACCUCUGUGUAACAACAGAAAAUAUAAGCACAUGAAAACCCAAUAGAUACAGUAUAUUUGGCAUAUAUAUAUAUAUAUAUCUAUAUAUAUAUAUGUAUAUAAUCUGGCCUUCAUGUAACUUUACUAUGAUUACAAACUAAAGAGGUCUUAGAAUUAUAUAUAUUUUUUACACUUUGUUGUCUUUAUAUAUUUAAAGAUGAGUAUGAGUAAAAACAGGUGUGUAUAUUUUAAUAUAUUUCAAAAGUUAAAAGUUAAUUAGUAAUAAAUAAACAGGUAAUGAAUAAACAUGGGACCAGUAAACUGAUUCAAAUGCAGAUGCUUCGUCCCAGAUCGCCUCCGAUUGGCUGACGCAUAGUUACAUCAGAAUAUAUUCCGUGUUUUUAAAAAAAUUAAUAGACACUGUAGCAUUUGAUACCAAAACGUCCUUACUAACCUACCCUUAUAUGAGAAAAUGCUGAAUACUGGUAUACUUUUUAUUAUUUCCAACAGGGAUUUUUAGGGGCAGGGAUUUUUUUAACUGAAUUUAUCAUAAACACAGACAGAUUUACUCUGUGUUAUUCUUGGGAUGAGAUAUGAUAGUUUUCUCUCUUAACUUCCAAUCUGUGGCGUUUGCACUACAUUAUAAAGCACCAAACCACAAAUUCCCAUUAUCAAAGUUGUUAUAUUCGUUCUUGACUUAUUUAUAAUAAAUAUGUAAUAAUAAUAAAUUAAAAUAAAUUCCACCCACCCUCUCAGCCCACAUUUAUUUCAUGAACAUAAUCUAAAUCAGAUAUUAUGCUUAUUAUUUAAAUGUGCACCAUAAUAUUCUGGCAUUGUUCAUGAAAUAAAUGUGUGCUGAGAGGGUGGAUGGAAUUUAUUUUUAAUAUAUUUUACAGGUAAAGGGGUCUCUGGCUGCAAAACAUUUUGAGAACCCCUGCGCUAGUCUGAUCUACUUAAACACUAAUAUUUUUGCAGUUACAGCUCGGACUACAUCUCCACAGCAUAGCAAAUAUCCAACACCUCAGUGCUAAAAAGCAUCCUAACUAAUGGAGUUCAGUUACAUGUGACUAUAUUUUACUAUUAUUUUUACGCCAUAGCACUUCUGGGAAACCGUGGCCUGAAUGUCUGAAAGGAGAGAAACCAUGAGCCACCAUGUUUUUUGUUUAAUGAGUUACAUUGGAAAAAAAAAUUCAUGGAUGUUUAAAUUAAGGACAGACUUUCCACUUAAGUAAAAUAUUUAGGUUCAUGAAAAAGUAAAUAGGUGAAUAAUGGCAGGUUUAUGUUGAACUCCUUAAACAGAAAUACAUACAUUUACAAACUUAAUUUAUUGUACUAACAUGGACAUUAUAGCAAUAUGUAAAUGCAACAUAAGGCCAUAAUGACUUUGAAUAUUAUAUGGAUAUAUUUGCACACCACUAUUAAUUUAGAUCCAUGUUCUCUUCUCUUCAAGUAGUAUAUUUAUAGUAUAAUGUUUACUUAGUCAAUCAAGGAAUUAAAAUUAAAAUAGGUUAAAAUCGCCCUGUAAAUCCCAAAAUUGUGGAUGUCCACAAACUUUAUGGUGAGCACUUGUGAAAGACGUAUGUGUUGUAAUUGAUGCAUUUUGUAUAAAAGACAUGCUUCCGGCAACAUGGCAUUUAUUUAACAUAUCUCAGGGGAAGUGCUGAGCUAGAGCUGAGUCACUAUGAGCUAAAGAGUACAGAGCACCACUACAACACACACGUGUACACCUUUAUAUUUUGUUAUUUGUUAUUUUUAUAAAAGAAUAUAUACGCAUAUACACAUACAGCGCGGUACGGAAGUCUGAGAGCACUAGUGAAAAUGCUUCUAUUUCACAUUCUUUUCUAAUUUAAUACAACAGUUUUUAUUACAACUUAUAUUACUGACAACAACUUGAGUGAAAAGGAGAAUCUUUGAAAUAUUUACAUGAAUUUAAGAGUUUCUUAGUAUUUAGUACGUCCCCUAUUGACAGUGUGCACAAGUUUGUGCAAAACCUUAUGCUCCAUUUUAGAUCAAAUCCAUCAGAGUGUUGUCUGAUCACAUGAAGAGAUUAGACAUGAGGAAAAUCUGACAAAGCAGUUAACAUGCUCAAUAUCACACACUUGCGUACAGUUAAACAGAGACCUGGAAAUAGUGCAGAAUCUUGGGUAUUAAAUAUUCAAGCUAUUGAACAUUUACUUUCUUGGUUUUAAAUAUUUCAGAAUUCUAAAACCUUUUAAAAUCCCAGAUUUUCAAUGUCGGCUCAGACUUUUGGACUCCCAUGUACAUUCCAUAUAUUCCAUAUUCAGUUAGAGAUAUUUUCGGAUCUGUUUUGUACUGAUCGUAGUCACUAUGAGAUAAAGUGCACCACUACCACACACUUGCAAGCCUUUAUAUUUUCUUCCCAGUCGAUAUUUGCGAACGUGAUUAGAUAAUUUGACACGUUUUGUUGAAUAUAUUCAUGUAUAUGUUUGGUAGAUCAUUUAAAUGUGCAUUAUGGUGUAGGAUAUGGUUUUGUUUCAUGUGACCUGAUUUGAAUUAAAUGGUUAAAAACAA